AUGAAUAUUCUAGUUUCAGUUUUUAGGGCUUACGCGCUAGCCUCGGGUCAAGUGGUUAACUGUAUCAAAUAUUUUAUUUACAGCGGAGCAAUGUCAACAGCUUGUCUCAACAUUCUUUCGUCUUUAUCUAGUUUCAAUGCUGGUCCCCCUUCCUUCAUGUACCUCAGAGCCCCAAUUUUUAAAGGAAAGCCUAGAGCAAAGUUCCUUCUGCCGAUUGCCAACAAAAUUAUCCUCAAGCUUGCUUCUUGGAAAGGUUAUCUGCUCUCUUUUGCUGGAAGAGUGGAAUCGGUCAAAUCCUCUAUACAAAGUAUGAUCAUUCACUCUAUGUCAAUUUACGACUGGUCGGUUUUUUUAUUGAGGGAAAUUGAAAAAAUUUCCCGGAAUUUUAUUUGGAGUGGUAAUGUAUUGAGUAAGAAAUCUAUCACUGUGGCCUGGAAGAAAAUAUGCAAGCCUAUUUCUGAAGGAGGCCUCGACAUUCGUUCUUUGCUUGAUUUAAAUGCAUCAUCAAAUUUAAAGCUUGCUUGGGAUUCUUUUAACUCGGAUAAGGACUGGGCAGUUCUUUCUCGUAGUCGGGUUUUGUGUAACAACAAUUUUAUUAAGCAUCAUAUAUAUUCUUUGAUUUGGUCUUCUAUUGAAGCUGAGAUUCCGGUUGUCCAGGAUAACUCUUCUUGGUUGCUUGGUAAUGGUAAUUCUAUAAAUUUUUGA
Molecule: messenger RNA, 705 nt
Organism: Vicia faba (fava bean)
Lineage: Eukaryota; Viridiplantae; Streptophyta; Magnoliopsida; Fabales; Fabaceae
Source: the annotation of a GenBank genome assembly